GCGGCCUGGCCAAGCAGUUGUGUACAGCUUUUGCCUUCCUACAACCAAGUUAGCGCCACAGGCAACGGCCAUCGCGAACCCUUCGCCUCACAAAAGAACUUUACUCAGCUCGGCCAGCUGCAUCCAGUGUUUUAACAGGAGAAGCCUUGCAACGUCGGGCUCAAAAUCUGGCCAGCGGCUGCAAAAGCGAGGCGUUGGUCGUCAUCCGCAGACGCACUAAGCGAGGCGAUAAGGAAACGGGAGGGCCUGAAAGACUAUAGCACUUGGCACAGAAGACCAACAGCCUGCAGUCUUCAACUGCGGCUGGUUGCUGCUGCAUAAGGCCGCUCUUACAACAUCGACACAUUCCGCUCUACAGCCGUUGUCAGCGCGACUGCGGGCGCCAGCAGUCCGGGGCUGAAUACAUAAAACAGCGUGUUAGCAGUCCAGGCUCGGGCCAGCAAACCGCCAACACGCCAAACCAUGGGUGCCGCAGACCCGCAAGCCCCAAACACGCCCGUGCGCCAGUCCUUGGCCGGCUCGUCAAUGAAGGGCACCCCACAGGGCCUGCCUCCCAAGCACCGCAGCUCGGCACCGGGCAACCAGGCUGGCAAGCCGGAACUGCGGCCAUCCGCGCCCGCGCCGUCCUGCCCGCCGCUCCCCUCUGCAAACGUCAUUUCCGCCCCCCAGAACUUCGUGGCGGCGAAGCCCGCCAGCCACAGCAACAGCGGACAGUUGGAGCGGUUGCCGUCUGUGGAGCACAGCAGCAGCAACGGCGUCAGCGUGCCAAUGUCGGGCGCCUCCCGACCCACAUCGGCGGCGGUGAACGGCAAACCCACAUCGGCCUUCGUAGCCGUCACCAGCUCUUACAGGGUGAAUGUUGAUGAGAAGCUCCGACAUGGCCGCCCCGAGACCAUCCCCGAGGUGCGGCAGCACGUCAACCACGUGCAGGCCAUGGCGUUCGCCAAGGAGACGGAGAAGCUGGCGGACGAUGUGAUGGUGCUCAAGCGCGAGCGCAACAGCCUGCUCAGCGACAAGCAACUGCUGCUGGUGAACAAGCGGCGGCUGGAGGCGGUGCUGGCCAAGAUCCUGGGUCUCAAGGGGCUGGAGGGGCUGGAGGACGACGACCCGGGCGCCGCCAAGGGCAAGGCCGGCAGCAACGCCAUGAAGGCCAAGAUGCUCAAGGUGCUGGACGACUCCAAGGCGCUGGACAACAAGCUGAGCGCCAGCGGCGGCGCGGCGGCGGGCAUGACCAUCAUGGAGGCGGAGGCCACCAUGCUGGAGAUGCACAGCCGCCUGGCGGACCGUGAGUCGACCAUCAACAAGCUGGAGGGAGAGCUCAACUACCGCAAGACGCAGGCCGCGGCGCAGGCGACCAGCCUGCAGAAGCAGCUGGCGGAGGCGCAGGCGGAGGCGGCGGGGCUGCGCGUGCGCAAGGCGGAGCUGGAGGGGCAGCUGGAGGCCCAGGUCAGCGAGCUGAGCUCCAAGAUUGCCAAGCUGACCUCCCAGCUGGAGGCCACCAGCACCAAGCUGACCUCCGACACGGCUGCGUUCACCGCCUCCAUCGAGGCGCUGAAGAAGCAGGUGGCGAGCCUGGAGGCGGAGAAGGCGGCGGCGGUGGCGCGCAUUGCCGAGCUGGAGGCAACCAUAGCGGUGCGCGACGCCACGGUGUCGGAGCUGACCGCCGAGAAGAACCGGCGCGCGGUGGAGGACGCGAAGCGGGCGGAGGCGGAGGCCAAGGCGGCGGCGGAGGCAGCAGCCAAGGCGGCGGAGGAGGCCGCGAAGGCCGCGGAGGAGGCGGCCGCGAAGGCGGCGGCGGAGGCGGAGGCGGCGCUGCAGGAGGCCAUGAGGCAGGCCUUUGCGGUCGAGGCGCAAACCGCCGCCAUCGCGGACACGUCCUCCAUCGCCGUAGCGCUGCACAUCGAGGCUGAGGCCGUGGCGGCGGCGAUUGCAGCGGAGGAGGCUGCUGCUGCGGCAGCUGCCGCGGCCGAGGCCGCUGCGGCGGCCGAGGCUGCUGCUGCGGAGGAGGCUCGCAUGGCGCCCGCGCGUGAGGCGGCGGUGGAGGAGGCCGCAGCCGUCGCGGUGGCAGUGGCGGCUGACGCUGCCGCCGACGAGGCGUUCGCACAGUUGGCCAUCCGGUUGGAGAGCGAGCGCAACGCGGAGCUGGUGGCGGCCCGGGCUCGGCUGGCGGCGCUGGCAGCCACCAUCACCGACCUGGAGUACAAGGUGUCGGCAGACAUUAAGGAGUUUGCGGCCAAGUCGGAUGAGCUCCUGAACGCCAAGGAGGAGGCGCUGACGGCGGCAAAGAAGAAGGCGGCGGAGGAGAAGAAGGCGCUGGAGAAGGCCGCGGCCGAGGUCAAGGCGGCGCUGGAGGCCGAAAAGGCGGCGCUGGAGGCUGAGAAGGCGGCGGCGGAGGAGCGGGCGGCCAAGCUGGGCAAGGAGAAGGCGGACCUCAGCGGCCGCGUCACGGAGCUGGAGGCGGCGCUCAAGGCCAAGGCCGCGCAGAUCAAGCAAAUGGAGCAGCAGCUGAUGGCCCUGGAGCGCGACAUCAAGGACCUCACGGCGCUCAUGAACCAGAAGAAGGGCUUCUGCGGCUGAGCCUGCGGCCGAGCCUGAGGAGUGACGCCAUAACGAGUUUGGCGCUGAAACAUGGGACCGUAACCGCGUGCUGGGGACUACGCGCGAGAGGAGGACGCGCCAGACAGCGGUGGCGGGCGGUACUUGGUGGUGGCGCCGUGGGUCAGUUCGGCACGACACCACAGCCGUCUGCAGAGGCGGCAAGUUGAAUGCGGUCAGUAUCUCGAGAACAUCGAGGCAGGAACUGCCUGCAGGCGGGUCUCGUUGAGAAUUGUGUGGGGCGGUUGCCUGAAACAGCAAGCGAGGGGGCGCAGCUUGCGCAUACGCAGGGCUGUGGCAGCAGAAAGGCACGCUAAAGCGGGAGCCUGAACAAAGGCAGUGAUGCGAGAACGCCUCAGGAGGCCAGUGCGCGAUCUAUGGCAUGCAUGCGUGCGCGUGCGACGUGUGACCUGGAAUGCGCAAACUUGUGCCUUUUCACAUUUUGUCGACUAGUUGCCUGAUACGAUAUUGGAGUCUUUCAUGUUCAACAGGUGCAGCCAGUUGCUGCGCGGCGAGCGUGGACUCACCGCCGUCUAGGCGGCACAAGACUGCACAUAUGGUGUUUGGUGCGGAUGCAAACGAUUGUGCGAUAUGCAGCGCACUCUUGCUUAUAGGGCAUCACGUGGUGCUGGAAUGCAUCGACGAGACUCCACGGAGAGUCCAAUUGUUCCACUCUUGACAGCAUCGUGUGACGUGCAGGCUUGGAACUUGUCGAAGUACUUAUGAUGUUUUCCCGGCGCUGCGGCCAUGCCUGUGCGAGUAGCGUGCGCAAGCGACCGACUAUGGGCGUGUCGUACGGCAGGGGCUAGUGACUGGCGUUGGGCGUGCACAGCCCAUAAGGCGCUUUGUGGUAUGAAGAAGCAUAUAAAAGUAAAGCGUUGAGCAGGUAGGCAGAGAUGCGUGCAACACAGCGUCACAGGUGGGGCAAAGCGUGCGGGCUCUUUGCGUGCCCAUAAAUUGCGACGAUGCGGCGCAGGGGGAUUGGCGGGUGGAAGUUGUUGAAGGACAGGGUGCAUACUUGGUUUGGGUUGAGGUACCGUAUUUGCAGGGAUUCAGCUAAUGAAGGACAGACGGGUGUUGAGGAUGACGCGGGCACUGGCGGGGCCGUGCCGGGCCUCAUCUCCUUGCUGCGGUUCGUCGAGGACGUUUGGCCCCUUAGGCACGGAGUGUGCAUGCGCCGGCCUACGGCAUUGGUGGUACAUGGUCUAUAGCAGCCAAUUGCUGCCCGCCGCCAGGCGCACGAUGUGAUACGUUAUUGAGUUGUGGAGGUUUAUAGCGGGUGGGUUAUUGUUUGGCGCGUGGCUUUGGGAUGAGGAUACAGUAUGCGCCUCAGUUCGUCACCAACCACAAUCGGAGUAUAGAGUGCCCAAGUAGAGCGAGUAGAGUGCUGCUCAGAUGCUGCUCCUGGCUGCUCAUGGUGCUGCUCCGCAGCCGCGGUUACUAUAUGUGCCCUUCUUAGUCGCUGGGGCGCGGCGGUAGUAGCGGCCCUGCUUCGUAAAACGCUUUGCUGGCACUUUUAAGUGCGUUAAAUGCGACGCGGGAUGGCUUUGUGAGAUGUGCUAAGGGGAGCUGUAACCACAUUGAUGA
Messenger RNA from Chlamydomonas reinhardtii, 4182 nucleotides. RefSeq lists its product as uncharacterized. NCBI's taxonomy places the organism in Eukaryota, Viridiplantae, Chlorophyta, Chlorophyceae, Chlamydomonadales, Chlamydomonadaceae. The record is from RefSeq and is a predicted model, not a curated record. The transcript is spliced from 15 exons. Bases 463 to 2577 code for a protein of 704 amino acids.